AUGACAAAAUUUCUGCUGUUUUGUGCAUUUCUAGUGCUACAAGUAUGUAAUAGUUAUAAAAUUCUAGUCUACUCGAAUUUACUUGGUCACAGUCAUGUGAAAAUGCUAGGAAGUGUUGCUGAUGUUUUGACUGAUGCUGGACAUAAUGUGGUAAGAGCGCUGGUUAUUUAUUGACAAUUUUAAAUGGGAAAAAAUGUGGCCGAAUGGUCUAGUGGUAUGAUUCUCGCUUUGGGUGCGAGAGGUCCCGGGUUCAAUCCCCGGUUCGGCCCAUCCUUUUUUUCCUUUUUUUAUUUGUUCAUCUUUUAUUUUUCCCCAUUCCAGACAAUUUUGAUGCCAAUUAUCGACACUGCUGAACGUGGAAAGUAUGGAACAAAAUCAACCAAGCAAUUCAUUUUCGUUGAGCCAGAUGAGAGUAUCGCAAACUUCGCUGAGAGACGGAAAGAGUUUCAGAAAAAUAUGUGGAAGGAAGAUACGAAAAACCCAUUGGUAAUGAUCUCAAAAGCAAAACAAAUGGCUGAAAUGUUCGCGGGACAAUGUCACAGUAAGUUAUAGCUAGACUCUGAAGUCAUCAAGACCAUUUUUCAGAGGUUCUAUCAUCAACCGAGCUUCUCGAACAAAUCAAAGCUGAAAAUUAUGAUUUGGCACUCACUGAACCAUUCGAUCUUUGUGCUUAUGCUUUAUUCGAAGCUGUGAAUAUUCGAGCACAUGUUGCUGUGUUAGCUGCAAGUCGAUUUGAACAUGUUAGCUCGGUUUUAGGACAACCUAUGGCUUCGAGUUAUGUUCCUGGAGUAAUGUCAGGGUUUAGUGAGAAAAUGACGAUGAAGGAAAGGUUUAUUAAUACACUUCAAGCAUUUGGAGGUAAGCUUCACAAGAAUUUUUUUUAUUUUAAUUAUUUUUCUACAUAGGAGGAUAUUUCUUCUCUUAUAUUGGAGAUUAUGAAUUUGAAAAAGUCAAGGAUGUUGCAAAAAUCAAUCGAUCUUGGCGGGAAGUUUUACCAGAAGCCUCAUAUGUUUUCACAAAUCAGAUUCCAAUUUUGGAUUUCCCAGCUCCAACUUUUGACAAAAUUAUUCCCAUUGGUGGAAUUUCUGUGAACACAAAACGAGGGGAAAUGAAGCUUCCAGAAAAAUGGGAUAAGAUUUUGAAUAUUCGCAAGAAAAAUGUUUUUAUUUCUUUUGGAUCAAAUGCAAGAAGUAUGCAUAUGCCAGAGGAAUAUAAGUGAGUUAUUGAAAGUCUAAAAUUUCAGAAAAAUCUUUAAUUUCAGAAAAUCCUUGCUUCAAGUCUUUUCUUCAAUGCCAGAUGUGACUUUUAUUUGGAAAUAUGAAGAUGAAAAUGAUAAAUUGGCUGAUCAUUUGAAGAAUGUUUAUCUAGGAUCAUGGCUUCCACAAAAUGAACUUCUAGGUAACCCAGAAUCCCGAUAAACAUUUUCAAAAUCAAUAUUUUCAGCUGAUCCAAGAUUGAAUGUUUUUGUAACACAUGGAGGUUUGGCAAGCACUUGGGAAUUAUCACUUUUGGGAAAACCUUGUGUUAUGAUUCCACUUUUUGCGGAUCAAAAUCGAAAUGCAGCAAUGCUCCAAAGACAUGGAGGAGUUGAAGUUUUGAACAAAGACAAUCUAGACAAUCCAGAUCUCCUUCAAAAAACAAUCAAAAAAGUGUUGAAUAAUCCAAAUUAUAAAAAGAAUGCUGAAAAUUUGGCUGAAAAAUUGAAUAAUCUUCCAACAAAUCCACGUGAAGUUCUAGUAAAACAUGUUGAAUUUGCAGCAAAAUUUGGAAAAUUGCCAAGUUUAGAUAAUUAUGGAAGACAUUUAUCAAUUAUUCAAUAUUAUCUUAUUGAUAUUUUUGCUAUUAUUUUUGGGAUUUUAUUGAUUGUUUUGUAUAUUUUUUAUAGAAUUUUUAGAUUUGUUUUGGGCAAAUUUUUCUGUAAAAAUUCCAAUUCCAAAGCAAAAAAUGACUAGGAAAAGGUUUUCAAUAAAUAUAUUUUUGUUUAUGUAAUCUCGAGCGCCCUUGGCGCGAGUGUAAACCGCAAGCUUCCGCGAAGCGGCACUGUCUUCCGCGUAGCGGCCACGCCCAAGCCUUUUAGCCUACCUCGAGCGCCCUUCGCGCGAGUGUAGACUGCAAGCUUCCGCGAAGCGGCACUAUUUUCCGCGUAGCGGCCGGACUUAAGCCUGAAAGCCUAUCUCGAGCGCCCUUGGCGCGAGUGUAGACCGCAAGCUUCCGCGAAGCGGCCACGUCUAAGCCUGAAAUUGAACCGCAAGCUUCCGCGAGACUUCAAUAAUGUCCAAAUUCAAUUUUUCCCCCCAAUUCCAGACAAUUUUGAUGCCAAUUAUUGAUACUGGAGAACGUGGAAAGCAUGGCACAAAAUCAACGAAGCAAUUCAUUUUUGUUGAGCCGGAUGAGAGUAUUUCAGAUUUUGCGGAGCAAUUUAAAGAUUUCCAGAAGAAUAUGUGGAAGGAAGAUAGCACAAAUCCAUUGACAAUAAUUUCCAGAGCUGGGCAAAUGGCUAGUACUUUAGGUGGACAAUGUAAAAGUGAGUUUUUAUUUAAAAAAAAAAAAAAAAAAAAUUCAGAAGUUCUAUCAUCCACGGAGCUUCUGGAACAAAUCAAAGCUGUAAAUUAUGACGUGGCAAUUGCUGAGCCAUUUGACAUGUGUGCUUAUGCAUUUUCGAAGCUGUGA
Molecule: messenger RNA, 2670 nt
Organism: Caenorhabditis angaria
Lineage: Eukaryota; Metazoa; Nematoda; Chromadorea; Rhabditida; Rhabditidae
Source: the annotation of a GenBank genome assembly